AUGGUUUGUAAAUCAACAUAUUUCAAGUCUAAAAAUUUUCAUGAUUCAGGUAUNAAAGGAGAUCCUAAAUUAUUUCUAGAAGAAUUUGAUCUUAUUCGCAAAACAUUAAAAAUAGAGAAAAAAUUGAAUGAACUUAUAGAAAAUCAUUUGUAAUGUUUUGGCCCAAAAAAAUGUGGUCCUAAUCUUUUAAUUAACAAAAUGAUUAAGCCAGAAGAUUCAUUAGUUUAAAAAUUAAGAUAGCAAGUUUAAAAUCUGCCUUAAUAACCUUUAAUAUAAAACUAAUAAAUAAUUCAAAUAGACUUUUAAUAGUAAGCUGAAGAAUAAUAUUAAAUUUAAUAGCUUGAGGAAAAAAUUGAAUCAACAAAAGAUAGCAAAUCUUAAUUAAGCGAUACAACUGGGUCAAUAGCAAAAGGUUUAGAAAUGUAUUUAAGUUAAUAAGAAUUAUCUUAAGAUGCUAUGAAUAAUGCUCUUAAUUUAGGAUUCGAUUUAGCUCUAAAUGCUGGGCCUUUGUGUGCAGAACCUAUUAUUGGAGCAUGCUUUAUAAUUGAAUAAAUAAAAUUUUCUGAAGAGGAGUAAUAAUUAUAAUAGGAUACAUAUGGACCAAUUAGCGGCUAAUUAAUAUCAAUGAUGAAGGAUGCUUGUUUUAAUUCAUUUUUAGGAGCUCAACCUAGAUUAGUAGAAUCUGUUUAUAAAUGUACACUUUAGACAGAUUUUACUAAUUAUGGUAAAAGUAUUGAUGUUUUAAAUUAACGAAGAGGAUAUGUUUUAAACGAGAUUCUAAAUUCUUGCACUUCAUUAUUCACAGUUUAAGCUAGAUUACCUUUAAGCAGCUCUUUCGAUUUUUAUUGUUAGAUAUAGUCUGCAACAUCUGGACAUGUUUCUGCUCAAUUAGAUUUUGAUGGAUGGUCUAUUAUUUAAGAAGAUCCAUUUUAUUAACCAUAUACUGACGAUGUAAUAAAUUCAAAUAUUUUUAGGAUAUCGAAGAAAAUGGAAUGCAAAAAGUCGAAAGAAAUAUUGCACGUGAUUUGAUCAUGGCGACUAGAAAAAGGAAAGGCAUGAAUUUCGAAGAAAAAAUAAUUGUUGCUGCAGAUAAAUAAAGAAAUUUAUCGAAAAAAAAAUGA
Paramecium sonneborni is the source of this 1121-nucleotide messenger RNA. NCBI's taxonomy places the organism in Eukaryota, Ciliophora, Oligohymenophorea, Peniculida, Parameciidae. The record is from the annotation of a GenBank genome assembly.